Molecule: messenger RNA, 2415 nt
Organism: Gloeophyllum trabeum ATCC 11539
Lineage: Eukaryota; Fungi; Basidiomycota; Agaricomycetes; Gloeophyllales; Gloeophyllaceae
Exons: 5
Coding region: 1-2415 (804 amino acids)
Source: RefSeq, a predicted model, not a curated record
AUGGCCCUCUCGAAUACUUACAGAAGAGCCUGGCAGAUACUAGUAGAUAGCAGUGAGCGCCUGGAAGUAACCCUAACCAGCUCCCAUUCAGACUCAGCGAAGCAGCAUCGGCAUUCACGUGACCAACGCGUCUUGUUGUCACCGUCCGUGGUGACAUUUCCCAUCCCGACCACACUCGCGUCGAUAGCUCUCCGCGUCGAGGACGCGAUGGCGCGGUCUGUUCAUCGGCACAACAGUCCCGCGGACGAUGUAGACGACGAGCUCGACGCGGGGAACGUAAACGAAGUUGAAGACGAGCGAGUCUUCGUGCAAGACGGCAAACCCAUAUACUUCUACCUCCACCGAUUGACGGCGGCACAAGUACGAGCGUUAUACAAGAAGAUAACGGACGCGGACGUGCUCCUCUGCCCACCCGAGCGCGUAGGCAUGCUUAGGAGGCGAUACUGGAUGGAUGUGGACCCCGAGGUCGUGGAUGUGGGGUUCGUCGACGUGUGUAUACGGCGCGGGGAGUACGCGCACGCGCCGCCGGUGCGCAAGGGGAUGGGCGGGCCGCGGCCCGGGCAGGGGAGGGUGGAGUUCUCGGACGCGGACAAGGUGAAUUUGGCGCGGUACCUGGCCAAGGUCGUUCCGGACCGCAAGGCGGGCGGGAGGCUGGGGAGGAUCGUCUACGAGAGGCUCAUGGAGCGGGGCGAAUGGGACCCUGCGUAUGCGUGGGCGAAGCGGCACACGUGGGAGUCGUGGAAGCAGCAUUACAAAAUGAACAGGGAGUGGUUUGACGAGCGAAUCAAGACGAUCGUGCGACUCCACCCGCCAAGGAAGGACGGGAAAGGACAGUACGAGCUCGACCGGCGGCGUAAGAGGGGGAGAGUGUUCAUCUCUGAGUUGGAGGGCACGGAUGAGGAUGAGGAUGAGGAGGAAGGAGAGGGCGAAGAGGAAGAGGAAGAGGAGGCGGUGGAGAAACAGGUAGGACGGAGGAGACCAAGGGACGAGGAUGAGGAGCGAGAGAGUAUGCGCCCGCCGCCUGCGAAGAGAAUGCGGCGGGCGAGCGAGAGCGUGACUUCGCCCGCGUCGGAGGUUGAGGGGGCGCGCGGUGCGCCCGCGCGGACCGAGAGUAAGGGCAAGGGAAAGCCCAGACCAGACGAGGAAGAAGAGGAAGAUGAUGAUGAUGUGGACAUAGACGACAUCGACAUGUUCAACCCGAACGGGUACUACGACCCCGCGGAGGACCUCCCCCUUGCGGGACCUUCCGGUACCCAACACUCACCUGGGGCUGGCAUGAGCUCGCAGGCUACCCUGGUCGGGCCUGUACCCACCCAGCUGCGUCGCGAGCCGUCGAGUGGUAAGGUUUCUUUCGGUACCCAGCCUGUCGCGCUUGGGCAGGCAGUGAGGAGGUCGGCUCCGUACCGGCUGCAGAGUGUAGCCACAUCCUCGAGUCCGGAACGCCAGGAUUCUCAAGCGCGGGGCCAACCAGACGAAGCGGGAGAAAAUGCAGGGGGUUCCCCAGCUGACGAAGACGUUCCGCCGCACGAGCUGGCUGAUGAGGAUGUCGAUGUUGUCCCGCCGACAGAGGGAGAAGACCCUGAGCUGGAAGAAGAAAUCGCUCCCCUGCCCGCUCCUCGACCUAAGGCCAGGCGCGCAGUGAAGAAGACGCUUUCGCAGGCGACAUACGACGGCCCUGCGCGGAACACCCGCGCCCGGUCGCGUUCCGUCGACCCUACACCACCCGCUCCUCCAGCCAAGAGAGUCAUUCGUGGACGCAAGGGGAAAGAGGCCGGUACCCGGGGAGGGCCAGCUACUCGCUCUCGUCAGGCUGACCUCGCCGACAUUCAAGAGGCCUCAUCAGACGAGGAUAUUAUAUCGCUCGAGGAAGAAGGCCCUGACGAGGCGAGCGGCGUCCCACAGGCUGGUGCCAGCGCACGCUCCCGGGGGUCGAUUGGGGAGACCCAGGAGGAGGAGGAAGUGGAGAAAGCCGUCGACGCGCUCUCAGCCGCGACUGCGGAGUCGGGGGCGAGUUCCAUAUGGAAGCGGCUGCUUCACGAAGACAGAAAGGACUACCAGCCGGGAUCUGGCCAACGCCGCAGCGUCAGUAAACAUCCGUUCGACUCCGACGACCAGGAGACGAUUCGGGAUUUGGCGCGCUCCACGCGGCGGUCGGGCGGACGCGACAGUAUCGAGGAUCUCACUAACGAGCAGCUCGCAGAUAAUUUGGAGCAGCUGCUCUCCCCCCUUGGGAGCGCCCAGAGCAUGAGGCGCGCGGCGAGUACCUCGAGCUGGGCGACGUCGGAGUCUGGGGAGGGCUCCAGGAAUUUCCCGCCGCCUGGAACGAGGGCCAGGGUUGCGAAAGAGGCGCUGGAACGGACGCCGUAUAGACCCCCACGGGGGACGAAGGCGGAGGAGUUUGCGAAGAGGGUAUAA